This is a messenger RNA of Schistosoma margrebowiei, 3200 nucleotides long. Lineage: Eukaryota; Metazoa; Platyhelminthes; Trematoda; Strigeidida; Schistosomatidae. The record is from the annotation of a GenBank genome assembly.
AUCUAGGACUGAUAAUUUGAGAGGACAUUCGAAGAAAGUUCAAAAACCGAGAUCAAAUCGUUUACGUCUAAAGUUUCGUUUCUCUCACUGAGUAGUGAAUUGCUGAAAUUCUCUACCGGAACACGUAAUAUCAGCACCUUCUGUUAAUAUAUUCAAAACGAGAUCGGACCUCCACAGUAUUACAAACUGCAAGAAUUAAUAUAGGUUGAUAGACCUCCUGUCCUUAUUACUGAAGACUGAUUAUAAGCUGCUUCUAGAUUAUAAAGCCGUCAACUGUUAGCUCUUUCUAUUUUGUCGCAACCACCUGAAGGAUAGAGUGGGUUGUUCAUCCGAUGCGUUACAUGUGCAUAAUCUAUCUUUGGUUGUCGCUAUUUGACAUCUAAGAAUACCAAAUAAAACUAAAAUGCCCCGACAAGCGGAACUUAUCUGUCCAGAAGACCAAACACCCAUGCGAGGGACCUGUAAACCAGCAGAUGCUGAAUCACAUGUCGAUUGUACUUCACUUAAGGAAGUAACGAAAAAAUCUAAACAUCAUUCAAAAAGAAGUUCUCAAACUACUCACUCAGAUGGUAAAGAGAAAACUCUGAAAACAAAACAUGCAAAGAAUAGAAACGAAUCCUCAGUCGUUAUCAGUCCUAAGCUCUCUUCGGAUGUUAACCAACCGAAUAGUGCAGAUAAAGAAGGGCUUGAAAAAGAAAUUACACUCGGUAAAAACAAGCGCGAACAUGUGAAAAAAAAGCGAAAACAUUCGAAAGGUGAAACAAGGCAUGAAAAGCGUAGCAAACAUGAUGAUGCGAACUCUGAGGUAACUGUUGGUCAAUCACUUGUCAAAGAAUCUGUCCGUAAACACAAGCAUCGCGACAAACCUCAUGGUUCGCCAAAGAUGUCAAUGGUGGGUGGGAUAACUCAUCGUUCUACGAAGUCUGUCGUUUGCGGGGACAAUUGUCGCCAAGAUGCUCCAACUUCAGUAAAAGAACAAGGCUUUGAAGUUGUUCCACGUUCUUAUACUUAUGAACCCGUUCCAGGGACACCUUCAUCCGCUUCUAGAUGUUCUUCACAUAUUUCGCGUUCAUCUUCUUUUAGCCAAUCUCCGACACGCUCUGGAAAACAUGAAAUACACCGCGUCCAUGACCCACGUUUUCAUGAAAAGUUACACAGGCAGAGGUAUGAGCAGAACAGUAGAUCGCCAUCCAUGCAUUUACAUCAUGAUCACAAACCUGACCUUCCUACACGGGCCACAGAUAGCGAUCAUGGAACUAAUCCUGAAGAAAAGUAUAAUUCAGUAAAAAGAACGCAAUCAUCUGUCAGUUCACCUUCGAAAUCAAAGCGAUAUAAUUCAGCUACUUUAAGUUACGGGUAUCGUCAAUCAACACAACGUCACCAUUUAUCCCCAAGUCAUAGGUCUCACUCAAGACAUCAUGGACCUCAUCGUGAAAGAAGUUGUAGUGGCUCGGAAAGAUAUGAAUCUAGACGAACAUCAACAUACCGCGCAGGUGAUAAACAACAUAUUCACUCAAAGACUUAUCUCGCUAAGGCAAAACCCAGAUAUCAUAAUCCGGAUGACAAUCCUGAUUUACAUGAGAUUAGUUAUUCAAAAAAUUAUGAACGUCGUCACAUACGUGAUUCUAAUAGCACAAAAAGACACGGAAAUGAAAGUCAUCGACGUGAAACUAUUGAAUCUUUAUCACCGUCACCUAAAAUCUCAAAACAACUUCGUGAGAAUUAUGAACCUCAAUAUCAUUCAACACGUCACCAAGUUAAUAACUUACUGAAAUCCCAGUCAGACAUACACCCACCUCUGUUGCCAAAACGUGAUCGACGAAGCACAAAUGAAGUUCAUGAUUCUUGUAGUCCAAGCCGGAAGUCAACCAAUAGCAUCCCAGUUUGUACUGAGUCUGCUCAUCAUCCCUCGAGUUCUCCUCCUCAUCCUCCUUGUUUUCUACCUAAGGACAAAGAUCGAAAACUACAGGCAUCUCACGCUCUUUGUGAACUUUUGGAUGGAUUAAAGUGUGAAGAUGUUUCGGAUACUGAAUUGCACUUGAUAAUCCCUCCUUCUAUGAUCAAUACUUUGUCAUCAGACACAUCGCUGGGUUGUAAUAAUGAAUUAACAUGUAAAGCUGAAUUGUCAGUCAAAAAUAAUCGUGAUGGUACCUAUAACAGUAAUGAUAACAAUAAUAGUAGUAAUAAUGCGAAUUCAAAUCAUUUGGUUGCUGAGAAAGUUGAGAAAGAUGAAAGCACUUAUCAAAAUAGAUUAAAUAAUAAUAUUAAUCUAGACUCUUUAGAAGCUUUAUCCACUCAAAUUAGACAACAUAUGACAGGUCCAGAAAAUUGGGAUAUUAAUGACUUAGCCGAUCCCAUUGAACUCGGAGAAGAAUAUUCAGAAAAUACGACUGAUCAGGCUAAUUCAGAUUUUUUAAAUUCAGAGAAAUCAAACGACAGUUUGUAUACGCCAUGGCAAGAAUUAAUUGAAUCAGCCGGACAAAAAUUAUCCUUAGAUGCCACUAAAUCGGAUGAACAAGAUUAUGUUCAGUGUGUUGGAACUUUCAUCGCUGGUAUAGGACAUCAAGACAUUAUUUCAUUGAGGGGACGUGCCAACGGUAUUGAUGUCUUACGAAGGACUGGAGUUAGCCGUACAUAUUUCGACAGUGAUUUGCUUAUGCAUUUAUCAACAAAUACUAGUUCAAAUGAACAGUCUGGAGAGAUUUUGUGUCAGACAGUCGAAUUCCCAGAUACAUGGGCUAAAGCAAAUUGUAGAAAUUCACUAACCGGUUCAGGAAUUUUAAAUCAAUUAUCUAAAUUAGUAUUGCCUUUGUCACGUAAAACGGAUGGUUAUCUUCGCCAAAAUUUAUUGAAAAUUAUCAAAUGUACAUAAUUACUUGAACUUCUACGUAUUUCUUUUCCUUUUUGACUAUUUAUGAGGAUAUUUUUGUAAAACAAUUUUCACUUGUUUACUUGACAACUUAUUUGUACAAAUCACCACUAUAGUAAACUUUUUUAAAUAACCAUAUUAGUAACUUUCUACUGUGAAAGAGUUAUGUUUUUGUUCGUUAGGAUAUUUUGUUGUCAUAUUGUAUAGUGAUAAUAUGAGUUUCAUUUCACACAUAAACUGUGGCUUUUAACCAACACAUCAUAAAUAUAUUCGCCAUUAUCUUUGCUACUGUUAUAGUACAAUAAAAUAAACACUAUCUAGUGUAUUACUC